Penicillium angulare is the source of this 1560-nucleotide messenger RNA. RefSeq names its product sugar porter family MFS transporter. Gene Ontology annotation, molecular function: carbohydrate:proton symporter activity. Gene Ontology annotation, biological process: carbohydrate transport; transmembrane transport. Gene Ontology annotation, cellular component: membrane. The transcript is spliced from 7 exons. The record is from RefSeq and is a predicted model, not a curated record. NCBI's taxonomy places the organism in Eukaryota, Fungi, Ascomycota, Eurotiomycetes, Eurotiales, Aspergillaceae. The coding region runs from base 1 to 1560 and encodes 519 amino acids.
AUGGGGAAGGUUUCAGGUCUCAAUAAUGUGUACGUUAUCAGCGGGCUGACGACUAUCGGGGGUCUUAUUCAAGGCUUCGAUGUGUCAAGCAUGUCUGCUAUUAUCGGAACAGAUCAGUACAAGGCAUAUUUCAACAAGCCCGAUUCAGUUCUUCAGGGUGGUAUCACAGCAAGUAUGGCAGGAGGCUCAUUAUUAGGAUCGCUCUUCUCCUCUUGGACCAGUGACCGCUUUGGCCGUCGUGAUUCUCUUUACAUUGCAUGCAUCAUUUGGCUCAUCGGGUCAGCAUUAAUGUGUGCCGUGCAAAACGUUGCGAUGCUUAUUGUAUCGCGUAUUUUCAAUGGUUUCGCGGUGGGUAUGUUAACUAGUCAAGGUCCUAUCCUCAUCGCCGAGAUUAGUUUGCCCCAUCAACGCGGUCGGCUGCUGUCAUUGCAGCAGUGGAUGAUUACUUGGGGUAUCCUGAUCAUGUAUUUUAUUAGUUACGGUGCAUCAUUCAUGGGGAACAACGGCGUGUUUCGUCUUCCGUGGGGCCUGCAGAUGAUUCCAGCUAUUGCUCUCCUGAGCUUCCUUCCUAUGGUACCUCGUUCCCCGCGUUGGUUGGCCUCGCAAGAUAGAUGGGAGGAAGCCACAGCUAUUUUGGCCCGGUUGCAUGCUAAAGGGGAUAUUCUUGACCCUAUAGUUGUUGCGCAGGUUCAUGAAAUUAGGGAGAAAAUCGAACUGGAACGGCAAUACCAGAGCACAUCAUGGCUUGAGCUAUUUAAUUCACGGAAUAUUAUCCGGGUUCACUGCGGUAUUUUCACGCAUGUCUGGUCCCAGAUGACAGGAACAAACGCAAUGAUGUAUUACAUUGUCUAUAUUUUCCAGAUGGCUGGUCUUUCCGGCAACACUACACUCCUUUCCGCGUCGAUCCAAUAUAUUAUCAACGUUGUCAUGACAUUACCCGCUCUUAUUUUCAUUGACCGUCUACCUCGACGACGCCUCUUUAUUUUCGGUGCCCUUGCAAUGGGCGUUCUGCAAUUUACACAAGCGGGACUCAUGGCAACCUAUGGACACCAUGUUCCAGGGGGUUUGAAUGGAUCGCCAACUGUGACAUGGAAAGUCACUAACUCAAAGGCCUCGAAGGCUAUAAUCGCGUGCUCAUAUCUUUUUAUUGCAUCCUACGCACCUACAUGGGGUCCACUUGGCUGGGCCUAUCCCCCAGAGAUCAUCCCCCUUUAUAUUCGUAGUAAAGCAGUUUCUCUGGCGACUUUCUUCAAUUGGGCAUGCAACUUUGCGCUGACAUUCUUCACGCCCCCAGCGUUCCAAAACAUUCAAUGGAAGAUUUACUGCGUAUUUGGUACCUUUUGCAUUUGCGCUGCAAUUCACGUCUUCUUCUUGUUCCAAGAGACAUUUGGUAAAUCACUGGAGGAAAUUGACGACAUUUUUGAUAACCAAAGUAUUUGGGCCUUCAAAGCCAAAGACGAGCCUAGCCGGCUUACAGUCGACAUUGAACAAGCGAAAGAUGAAAUGAGCGUUGGAAAGAUUAAAGUCAGCCACGCAAAAACAUCAGACACUCAGGUAUAA